AUGGCGUCGCCAUCCCCCUCCGCUCGAAAGAAGAAACGGGCCCGGCGGAACAGCGGCGGUGGCCACAAGUCGACCUCGCCAACUGGUGCCGCUGCCGCAGCGCCCGGCGGUGGCAGCGAAGGCGGGCGAUCGCCUUCCUCUUCUUCUUCUUCUGCAGCAGUGAAGCCGGCGAGAACCGUCUCCUUAGAGGGGUCGCCGUCGGAGAAGGCUGGCGGCGCCAGGGGCAAGCGUCGGCGACCUGCUGCCUCGCAAGAUUUUCCGCACAGCUUUCCCAGGCUCGACGGAGGUGUCAGCCUUCCCCCGCCCAGCCGGCGCCGCGCUACAUUAGACAGCAGGAGACACGCGGCGGGGGAGGCGGCGGCGGCGAGGGCUAUCCUCCGGGGGGGGGCUGGUGAGUCCGGCGGCGGCGGCGGUAGCGGUGAGGACGAGGAAAAUAUCGGACUGGAGCGGACUUCCCUUGGCGACCUACGUGAUGCCGCCUCAGGCCACCGCCUGCAUGAAGGGAGCGACGUCGGCGGCAGCGGCCUGGUGGCGGCUUCGGCACCGACGAUGUCGGUGCCCGCUUCUGUGCCGGCCCGUCGCCUGCAGGAGCUCUUCUUGGGCGGCGAUGGCAGUAGCACCAGCGCCAGUAUGAGUAGCACUGCUCCUGCUGCUCCUGCCGUUGCGGUCACUGCCAGGAGUGCAGGAGAGGCAGCGGUAGCAACGCCUACCCCCGGGCCAGUCGACCUGGCCGCCGCUGCUGCUGCUGCUUCCGAGGGGGAUUCCAGCGAGGGUCCGAGGCGACGACGGCGACGACGACACAGCAGCAGCGGCGGUGGUGUAGGCGAAAGCGGCGCAUCCUCCGCCGCUAUCCGAGUUCCGCUUCCUGUUCGCCGGGGCGCGCCUCCUCACGGCAGCAGCAGCAGCAGCAGCAACAACAGCGGCGGCUGCGGCCUGUUCGAGGAGCUGAUCCCGCUGGGGGUCCUAGCCGUUGCCGCGGGGGGACCUGGAGGAGAAGAGGGGCGCGCGUCGGCGCCGUCUCCGCGUGAGACUUCUUCCUCGGCCGUGCCAGGAAGAGCGGCGCUGCCGCCAUCUGCGGCCGGCGACGCUUUCGUCGGCACGGGGGUAGGAGAAGACAGCAGGUCCGCUUCGGGGCAUCCGGCUGGGGAUGAAUCCCCGCCGCCGGGGGGGGAGAGGAGUUGUGGGGGCGAGAAGGCCGGCAGGGCGGCGGGGAAGAGGUCGGCGGGGCGGGGUGACGCUCGCCGUGAAGGGGGGUCCGCGGUUGGUGAAGGCGACACGGUCAGGGGGCGAGGAGACGCCUUGGACGGUGCUGCGGAGACCCCGGGGGGCACCGCGCGGCGUGGCCGUGGCAAAGCAGCUGACGCCAACGGCAGCGUUUGCGGCCGUAGUGACGGCGCUGGCUCUGGGGUGCUGCAGGAGACGCCUUCUCCGCAGUUAUCGUGCAUCCUGGAGACGCCCCCCGGCUCGCUCCCGGAGGCGCUCGAACCCGCGCCAUCGCCACCGCCGCGGCGUUUCGCCAAGCCCGGCGCCUCAACAUUAUCGCCGCCGCCUCCGUCGUCUCCAUCGCCACCACCUCGAUCCACGCCGGUGGCGGAAGCGGACGUCUGCGCCCACAUCCCCGAGACGCCGCAAGCGCCCUCCCGCCGAGACUACCCCGUCGCAGCAGCCGCGACAACGACGCGGCGCCGAACCAGGAGCGCGAGAAAGACUCCACCGAUCGCUACCGCCACCGCCAACGCCAACGCCAGUGCGGGCCCUCCUGAAUCUAUCCCCGAGACCCAAGGAUCUCCUCCUCGAGCAGCUCCGGCGACAGGAAGGGGGGGUCAGGGAAGGGCGGCUCGAAGCCCUCGGGGUUGUUCUGCGGACCGCGCCGUGGCGGGGGCGGGGGCGGCGGCGGCGGCGGCGGCGACUCUCUGUGGAGACAGCCGAGCACGGCGGGCGGCGGAUGAAACCAGCGCGGGCGCCGUGUCCGUACCCGAGACCCAGCCGUCUCCCCAGGCGCCGCUGCGGCCAUCACUAGGGGGGGCGCCAUCGCCUCCUACCUCGAGGAACUCCCCCGGCCACGGCAGCGAUCCGGCGGCGGCGACGGGGCGCAGCAGAGCCGAGCCGGAGGGCGCGCCGCAGAGCGGGGAACGUCCUUCCGUCCACGAGUCGCAGCAGCCGUCCUCUGAGGAGCAAACAACGGCGGCGCCACGGCGAGGAGGAAGGCGGACGACCCUCAGCCGGUGGGCCCCUGUCGAACGGGAUGAUAAGCAGCCUGGUGCUGUUGCAGGGGCGAUGCAGGAAUCGCCGCCGCCGCCGGGCGGCGGAGGUGGUGCUGGAGCUGCCCACCGGUCUGGUCGGGGAUCGCCGUCGCGUUCGGCGUGUGUUGCGGGGGCGGCUACAGGGAUAGCCCCGGAGGCAGGGGCAGCCGUGGCGUUGGCGGUGGUCGGUCCGACCAGGAAGGGCGCGACGGAGGAAGAGGGGUCGUGUUUGCGGGGCCCGGCAGCGGCUGUGGCUGCCAGGGACGAAGCCCCACUCCGCAGGAAGACCGGACCAUCCCCGGGCGCACGACCACCACCACCCACGACCGACGCGGAGACGUCUGUGGCGGUGGCUGCGGAGGCGUGUUCGUCGGCCCUAGCGGACGUUUCGGGCUCAGCAGCAGUUCCACCGACGUUGUCGGCGGAUCUCGGCAAGGAUACCUCGGAGGGUGAGGGAUCGGAUAGGAAGCCUGGCUAUCGGAAGGAGCAGCGAGCUCCCGGUGGAGGAGGCUUGGAGCAGCAGCAGCAGCAGCAGCAGCAGCAGCAGCAGCGGGUGCGAGGGCGGAAGCCGCCCCCUUCAGACGACCCUUCGUCAAAGGGUUCUGGAGACCCCGGGCGGAGCGCCACGACUCCACCCCGGGACGAUCGUGAAGCAGGCGGUUCUGGAGCCCAUGCGGUAAAUGAUGUCCCACCCCCGGUAUCCCCCCGAACGGCGCCCUCUCCAACGACGCCGCGCCGGGAUGGACUCCCGGAGGAAGCGCGCCGCCUCGAAGGUCGCUCCCGCGCGGCCAGUCAGCCUGGCUCGUCGUCGUCGUCGUCAGGAACUGGUGCGGCAGCGACCGAGACGAGCACGGCGUGUCCGGUGGGGGGAGGUACACAACCCGCCGCCGGAGUCGUCGGGCUUGGGAACGACUCGGGCAAGAGACCGGCUGCGGGCGGCGGAGAUGACGCGAUCGAGGUCAUGCAGACGGCUGGUGGUGAUGCGAGCGUGGCGGCAUUGGGACCGGAGUCGGCGGCCGCAUGCGCGCAAGGGGUUUUGGUAGACCAAGCUGCGGCGGACGCGGGAGGUGUUUGCGCUGCUGGAGGAGGAGCCGUUACGCCUGCCCGCCCCCGGCGUCUUCCUGCCCAACGCUUGGAUGGCAACAGCGCCUCUACUGCGGAGAACGGUGGUGCCUCCGAAGAUGGUGGGGAAAGCUACGCGGUGGCGGAUGAGCUAUGCCCGUCGGAGGGGGGGUCGCAGACCCCGUCAUCAUGGGGUGCGGGUUUCGACUACUUCCCGACCGGCUACAGCCAAGCGACGGACAGCGAACAGGCCGACCGGAGAGGCGUAACGGCCGCGGACAUGCUAAGCUUCCAGCGGUCCCUCUGCGAGGAACUCCCCGUCAAGGCGACAACGACGAUAGCGGCCCAGACCAAGCCCGCCUCAUCGCCGCCGCAGCAGCCUCCUUCCGCGAAAAAGGAAACCCUGCCGUCGCCGCCGCCGCCAUCGCGCCCCCCCCCGGUGACCGGUUGGGUGCCCAACCCGUACGAGACCGGCGUCGGGUCCAUGCUGACCCCCCGUCGUAAGAGAAGAGAGCCAAAGACAUUGCCCGCGUCUCCCUUCGCGAUCGCGGCGGACGCUGCCGCACGGCGCGUCGAGGCUGCAGCCAGGCGGGAAGCGGCAGCGGCGGCGGCGGCUGCAACGAACGCGGCGACGACAAGCUCGGAUCGGACCACGGCGGCAGCGGCACGUGGGGUGGCUGGGGCGGCCUCGCCGAACGCAUCACGGCCUUUUGUGUCCUCGCGGCAGCACGCGUUGUCUGCUAGAGGCGGAGCUGCUGCCCCGUCCCCGUCCCCGGGUUCGGGCCAUCAACAACCGACGAAACCUGGAGGAGGGUGCGGAAGCCGUGACCCUCGCGCUGCCCAAAGCGCCGGGCCGUCCGCAGCAGGCAAGCCUCCGAAUCCACCAUCCCACCGGCAAGAUCAACGGAAGCCGGACAGCUUAGACCAGCGGGGGGCUUUGAAGUCGCCGGGCCCUGAACCGCCGCGUUGCCCGCCGACUACCGGCGACGCUGCUUCGGGGAACGUCGCAGGAGGACUGGGGCCCCCGUCGGACCUUGUUCCCAUCGUCGUGCACGUCGGCGGCAGCGGGUUUCAGACGGCGCGCGGGAGGCCGCUGUCCGUGUCCGCGGAGGCGCUGGCGAAGGUAAGCCAUAUUUUCAAGGAACCCCUUCCGGGAGGGGAGGGGGCAGCGGGCGGUGAUGGUGGUGGGCCGCGUAGCGCUGUGAGCUCGGGCCGCGUAGCGCGGGAGAUGUCGCGCGGCGGCCUGGGCGGUGUUGCCGCUGGCGGAACCCCCGUUGUUGACGGUGGGACGGCCGCCGUGGGCAGUGCGGCCGGAGGGGAACUCGGCAAGCACGAGAGCAGCUCGACGAACGGUGCUGAAACAACAGCGGCGUCGUCGGCGCCAACACGCGACGUGGGCUUCCGCACGGCACGUGGGAGACCGGUGGCCGUCUCCGCGGAGGCGCUCGUCAGGGUCGAGCACCUUUUCAGGGGAGAGGAAGAAGGCUCGUCCCUGGCGGGCGGUAGGCACGCAGUGGCUGCGUCUUUUUCUGGGGGGACGAGGCCAGCGGCGGCGAAAGGGCCGGACCGCAGGGGUGGGACAACGAAGGUAUCGCCGAGAGGCCGAGAAACAGGAAUGGCCGUCGGCAGUUGCAACGUUGCAGACGACAGCAGCGGCGGAAGCGGGGGCGGACCAAGCGCAAAUAAGGAGGGCCAGGCGGGGUGCCCGCCCGCGGCGGCGGCAGCGGCGGCGGCGGGCAGAAGUUCCUUCCAGACAGCGAAGGGGAGGACUUUGGCCGUGUCCGCGGAGGCGCUCGCGAAGGUGGAGCACGUGUUCGCCGAGCAACAACCGGGCGGUGGCGGUAACAAGGGUGGGGCGAGUGCUGUUGUUGCUGCCGCGGCAGGUUCGGGGUCGGCGAGCGUGCACCUGGGGUCGUCAUCGAGUGCUACUCCGGCCACCAGGAGGAACGGCGCCCGCCUCAAAGGAAACACCGCCCCGGCAGGGGGGAACAACGCGGCGGCGGGUGUGGCGGCAUCAUCCUCUGGUGGCCUCACGGGCGGCAACGAUGGCGAUAGCGAUGGCGGCGGUAGCGGCUGCAGCGGGUUCCAGACGGGCCGAGGGCGAGCGCUGGCGGUCUCUGCGGAGGCCUUGGCCAAGGUCCAGCACCUCUUCCAAGGUAACGACGACGGCGGCGGCGGUGGCGGCGGCGGCGAGGCGAUGGAGAGUCCGGCGACAGGGUUGCGGACUUCCAGGCCACCGGCCACCGGCGGCAGCGGGUUCCAGACGGGCCGAGGGCGAGCGCUGACGGUCUCUGCGGAGGCCUUGGCCAAGGUCCAGCACCUCUUCCAAGGUAAUGACGACGGCGGCGGCGCCGGCGGUGGCGGCGAGGCGAUGGAGAGUCCGGCGACAGGGUUGCGCACUUCCAGGCCACCGGCCGCCGGCGCUCGGCGCCACCAGCAGGCCACUCCAGGGUCAGGGGGCAAACCUUUUCGACGCCCCUCGGCCGUCCGCAAGCCUCGAGCGCGGGGCGAUACGGAUGGGAUUCCCGGACCCGUGGCGGCGCCUGGGCUGCGGGGGCAAGCCGAGGCUUCACCGACGAAUGCAUCGGCGGGUGUCGCGGCUAGGGAGGGAGUCAUCGCAGCGGUUCCACCAGCAGCGAGUGCCGGCAAAGGAAGAAAUACUGCUUCGAGCGGUAGUGGUGGUGGAGGUGGCACCACCGCCGUGCGGGCAGGGGUUGGCGGUGGCGGUCUUGGCGGCGGCGGCGGCGUUGUCGGGGUUUCCGAGGAGGAAAAGGAGACCAAAGCCCCACCCUCAGCAACCAACGGCGGCGGCGCCGGCGACGGUGGAGGGCUAGCGAAACCGGGAGGGUCUGCCGAAACGCUCGCCGAGGCUGUCGACGACGACGACGCCGGAGAGGCGUCGGCCGGAGAGAACGAAGCCGGCUCCAUUACCAAUGCCACAACAACAACAGCAACGCCGCAGACUUCCGGACGACAGCCGCAGACGAUGAGGAGGAGUAGCGCAGACGUCGAUUUCUUGAGGGACGAGGGUCCCGCAGCGGAUCCGAGAGGUGCGGCAGAAGCCCCGGCGCCCCCUACGGCUGCGGCGUCCGGGUUUAUCACCGGCGGGGGAAGGCCCGUCCAUGUCUCCGCCGAGGCGUUGCUGAAGGCGAAAAGACUCCUGGCCGAUGCAAGUGGAGACGAAAUUGAAGCCGUGGCUGGUGUCGAACGGGGAGAUCAAGAGGGUGCGGCGGCGGCGGCGAGGCGAGGCGCGCCGCUGGCGUUGUCUCAAUCUACAACCAAACUUGCCGGCGCACAGGGUCUGGCUAUCCCCGCUUCCGGCACAGGCAUGUCUGAUGCUCGCCAGGGAGAGCAUGACUGGAACGGCUCGGCAGGUGGGGAUGCCAAACCGCCCGCGGAGGGCGGCGGCGGCGGCGGCGGCGGCGGCGGCGGCGGCGGCGGGAGCGGCGGCAGCGUGGGAGGGUUUUUGACCGGGAGUGGCAGGCGUGUCGAGGUUUCCCCCGAGGCGCUAGAGCGGGCGCGGCAGAUGUUCACGGAGUGCGAGGCAGCUACGCCUUCCAGUGCGGGCGGGCGAGGAUGCGACGAAAACCCUCCGCCAGCGAUCGGUGGCAGCGGCGGCGGGGGCGGGAUCGGCGGGAGCGGGCUUGGCGGGGUCGUUGGCGGAGCUAGGGGUCCCGGCGGUGGCGGGACCGGAGGUGGCGUUUGUUUCGACCGGAAGGGGCAAGUUGGCAGCGGCACUGCUUUCUCUCCGCCCGGACGGGCGGAGGGUGCCAUGCUUCCGCCUUCCGCCGCCGCUGGCGCCGCCAUGGUUGGCGGCGGUGGCGGCGGUGGGUUCACGACACCAUCAUCCUCGCGAGGAAGGCUCCUCGCUCGUCGUGCUUCCCCGUCUCCCCUUUGCGGUGGCGGUAGUGGUGGCGGCGCUGGCUCUGCCAUGGCUGCUGCCGGCGGAUUUUCUCCUUCACCCGUGGUCGCUGGCGGUGGAACAAGCGGCGGCGGAAUCGGUGUCGUUACGACCCCAAAGUCGGUCGCGAAGCGGCGAGUGUUCCGCGGCGGCUACGGCGGCAGCCUGCACGCCAUGAAACGGCCGCGUCCUUCGCCUGGAGCAACGGCGGCGUCGGAAUCGACACCCGCUGGUUCGGCAGCCGUGCCUUCGCCGAUGCGAGCCUUGACGAGCCCUCGAGGCCUCCGUGUUAGCGGCGGCGGCGGGCGCGGAGCGUUUCCCCGGCCAUCCCCUUCGCGACUCUCGGGGGGCGUCUUCGAGGGUAGCAGCUCGGGCGGCGUGGAGCGGGGCACGGGGAAGACGGCGGCCGCGGGGCGUUCGAUCUCGCCGCCCCUCCCUCCGGCAGACGAUGAGAACGCCGCUCCCCCCGGCUGUCCGGCGUCGCGAAUGCUCUUCGCCGGCGGCGGUGGCACCUCUGCCGCCGCUUGCUCUCCAGGGGAGGAGGAGGUGGCCGCAGCUGCUGCUGCCACUGGCGGCGGUGCUGAAAAGUCGACAGCGGAGCAGCGUAUCUGGCGACGCCGCCGUGGAGGCCGCCUCCCGCUGUCGUCUCUUCUGGACAUGCCUCCGCAGAUUCCAGGACACCCGCAGCAACAGGCUAUUUGGCGUGCCGGCGGUGGCGGCGGCGGUGCCACCGGCAGCGGCGAUGUAUCGGAUAGAGAGGUCGCAGCUGGGGGGACGAAGGCGCUCGAGACGGAGGAAGCAGCGGCCGGAGGCGGGCCGCACAAGCACGGAGCCACAUUUUGUGGCGACGGAAGUCGAGAUACAGGAAACGGGACGGGAUUGGGUAAGGCACCCGUCGCAGCAGCAGGGGCCACGGGAGAGGUGGCGGCCGUAGUGCGAGAGGCACUAGGCAAGCAACCGCAGGGGGCGGGCAGCAGCGCCAACGCUGUCGCGGUGCUGCUAGGGCAGGUCACUGCGCAGAACGCCAGCGAUCUCUGCUUCGGGGCCGACGGCCGACCCCUCCGCUUCGUACCCCCGGCUCCCGCCGGUGCUGCCUCAUCGUCGACGUUUAUGCCGCGGCUGUCCCCGCCGCCACCGCCGCCGCCGGCGACAGCGAGGGACGAGUCUUGUUCGCGGUUAGAGGCGGGUGAGGGUGAGGAGGGCGGAAGGGGGGUGGUAUCAGGGCCGUCGGUGACGGCCGCAGCGGAAGCAGCGCCACGUUCUUUCCGAGAAGAGCUGCUCCGGAGCGGCAGGGAUGGGCAGCUGGCGACGCCUAUCUGGGUGCAGAACCACACGAGGUGGAUCGUGUGGAAGCUGGCUGCAAUGGAGAGGAGGUUUCCCGAGCACUUCCCCGGGGGUUACCUUACGGCGGGGAGGUUGGCUCGCCAGCUGCAGUAUCGGUACGGCGUCGAGCUCGAUCGCGCGAAGAAGCCCUGCCUCAAGGCCGUGUUGCAGGGAGACGCGUCCGCGGCCCGGCCGAUGGUUCUUUGCGUUAGUCGGGUGUACACCCCGCAGGAGCUCGGCGGUCGGGAGGGCGAUGCGGCGGCGAUUGUGGAGGUCACCGAUGGGUGGUAUCCCAUAGACGCCGCUCUCGACGGGGCCCUCGCCCACUUCCUGCGCAGGGGCAAGGGCAAGAUCGCCCCGGGGACGAAGCUCGCCAUCGCAAACGCCGCCCUAGGGGCAGGGGCAGGACCCAUCGACAACAAGAACGCGACCGCGACUACCGGCAGCAGCAGCACCGGCGGCGUCGGCGUCGGCGGCGGCGGUGGCGCGGUGAACCCGAUGGACCCGCUGGAACUCCUUCGGAGGCGGGACGCGGGGGAGUUUCCCCCCGGGGCCGGCCCGCGCCUACGGCUUGCCGUGAACUCCUGCCGCCGCGCGCGGUGGGACGCCCGCCUGGGUUUUUUCUGGCCGCGGCAGGGGCGGAGAGCGGAGGAGGAGGGGGGACCGGGGGGCGUGGAACCUGCGGCGCUUGAAGUUCCUCUCUGCACCGUGGUGCCAGGCGGCGGCGUCGUCUCCGCGACGCGGGUGGUGGUGUUGCGGCGAUACCCGGCGCUGUACAUGAGCGGCGGCGGCAGCGGUGGGGAAGGAGGGUCGGGGGAAGGAGGGGGUCGGAGGCGCGUUCUCAGCGAGGCGGAGGAGGAGGGCGAGCGGAGUCUGCACUUGGCAAGGAUGCAGCGAAUCAUGGAGACGGAGGCUGCUGGGAUGGAGGAGGAGGUUAUGCGCGAGCUCGAAGAGGCCCUCCCGGAUUCGUUUCGAAGGAUGAGAGAGGCGGAGAACCCGUCGUCGUUUUUCGAAGCGCUCCCCGCCGAGGGGCGGAAGGAGGUUACGGACUGGAGGGAGCGACACCAACAGGCGCGCGUGAUGGAAGGUCUGCGGCAGAAGGCCAUGGACGAACGCCUGCGGAGUGUGGACGGUAUCGAUCGAAGAGUCAGGCAACUCAUCACGCUGCGCGUGGCGUGCGUGUGCCCCCACGCCGACACGACUCGAACCCCGAACAAGAGCCGCAAAGGUGAUGGAGCACCAUCAUCGACGGCGGCGGCGGCGGCAGGGAGGAAGGCGGUGUCCUCCGCGCCGCGGGGUCGGCGGGGGGGGGCAGGGACGCGAGGCCCCGGUGGCGGCGAGGAAUUUGUUGGUCGGCGGAGCGGCCUACCGCCGAUUUCGGCCGUGGUGAAGGUCUGGGCUCCGAACGAGGCGACGGCGGGACUGCUCCUGGAGGGGGCGGUGCUUAGACUGCACAGCGUUACGGCUUCUGUGUGCCGACACCGCGUCCCGGGAUGCUCCCUGGAGCUCUCUGCGGGCCGGCAGACAAAGAUAGAGGUCAUCGGCACCACUACCACCCCGGGCUUCGGCACCGGCGGCGACGGCGGCGGCGUCCCCGCUAGGCCAACGGGCGGCGAAGGCGGAGAUUACCUGGGCGCUGAAAGGACGCCCUUUUUCUCGCCACGCUUUGUCCCUCGCCGCUACACGCCUCUCUCGGCGUUGGUCCCGCCGCCACUGCGCGGGUCUCGACGACGGAUUGGGAAUGACGAGGGAGGUUGUUGGCACGGUCACGUUAGCGGAGGAGGCGGCAGCGGUAGUGGCAGCGGCAGCGCUAGCGCUGGUCGUCGCCAUGUGCACGGCGGGGGGGAGGAGGAGCGGGGGCGAUCGACGGCGCCGCCAUCCGCCGCGGGCGGGGGCGGGGGCGAGGCCGGGGAUGGGUCGGGGGGCGGUGGUGGUGGUGGUGGUGGUGGUGGUGGUGAUGCGGAGGUCGACGUCGUCGGGUGCGUGGUCGCGGUGACGGUGGAGCGCUCCCCCUUGUCCGCGACCCCGGGCUCUGGGGAGGUAUUCGCCACGGUAGAAUCGAUCACGCACGCCGCCGACUCCGCUUGCCGGGGCGGCGGCGGCGGCAGCAGCAGCGGCAGCGGCUUCCGGGACGAGUCGGGCAACGAAAGAAACGCUUCCACUACUGCUCAGGCUGACGACGAGCGCGUUACGUACCGGGUGUACAUGACCGAGCCGUCGGGGGCGUGCGCCGUUCUGACGAAGCGGGUCCGGCCGGAGCUCGCGCGCCACCACCGUAUCCUUCGCAGCGCGCCGGGCGCCUGCUGGGCGAUCGUGAAUGCGGGCAGACACAACGGCGGCGGCGGCGGCGGCGGCGGCGGCGGCGGCGCCGCCGGUGGGACUUGGGAUCCUUCAGCGCCGGGAGGGCUCCCGGCGGUCCGCGACCGUGGCCUUGGGACGCUCUCGUGGUCAUCACUGACGGCGGCGGGCGGGAACGGGAGCGCCCCGCCCCCGCGGUCAGUCGGAGGCGCGCCGGCCAGGCACUUGGGGCGACCGCUGGUGGCGGCGCGGCGGUGGGCCGAGGGUGGCGAGGGCCGGAACGCAGUCCGGCGGGAGCGGCAGCGGCUUGAGCUCUUGCAGGCGAGGGAGCGGCGGCGGCGGCUUGCCGUUACCCCCCCGUCGAUGGUAGCAGACGCCGGAGGCCUGCCGCCAGGGGCUGCUGCCGCUGCUGCCGGUGUUGCCGCUGCUGCUAACGCCGGCGAUGCCGGUACAAGUCUUUCUGGUCGUGCUGAGGCACUUGAGGCUGCAGACCCGACGACGGAUGCCGCUGCCCCGGCGGCGGUGGCAGCGGCGGCGGGGGGGGCGGCGGCGUGCCAGACGACGUCAGGAUCCCCCUGUCGAGAGCGGGCCCUGGUGCUUGAGAGACGGAUCGACGACGCCGUGAUCGGGUUCGUGUCGUCUUUCGCGGUUCUGCCCGGUGUUCCGUCAUCGGUGGUUGCGGCCGGAACACGGCCGGCUCCUGGCGGCGUUGUUGGCGGCGGUGGCGGCGGUGGCGGUGGCGGCGGCGAUACAUCCAUGCCUGGCGGCGUUGACCCCGGGUGCCUCUGGAUGGGUAUCGACACGGGAGGCGGUUUGGCGGCGGCCGUCCUUCCCCGGGCCUCCCUCAAGGAGCUCCUGGACGUAGCCCUCGGCGGGGGCAACGGUGGCCGGAGUUUGAGGCCGGCUGCCCUGGGUCCCGAAGAGCCGGGCACCGGUGACAAGGCGGAAACGACUGGAACGUCCUGCGGCGACAUCGCUCGUGCCUUCCUUGACCGCGCCGUCGCCGCCGCCGCCGCCGCCGCCGACCUCGGCCACGACGACGAGACGUGUAGACGAGAAGGAGGUGGCCGCGGUCCGAUGCGGGCGGCGGCGGGGUCGGCAGAUUUGACCGUCGGUGACGGUGCGCCGGCUGAGCGGCUCACCGCGGCGGCGGCUCAGCUCGCUGCCGGACAACAGCCGCAGCGACCGGCUCCACCGGUGGCACCCCCGAGCCCCCAGCCAGUGACCGAUUCCGACGACGCAAUCUCCUCCGCCGGCGGCGGCAUCCGAUCGAGAGGGGAAGAGGUAGUAGCGUCGAUGGAGGCGGUUUUGCCGGGCGUUUUGUCGACGAAGGCAGGGCCAAGCGAGCGUCAAGGUGACAGUCAGCGACGACCCCCGCAUGCAGCCGUCGUCUGUUCUGAUGGUGAAGCGGCAAUCAUGGACGCGCUAGCAUCCGCUCUGUGUCGAGUGGCGCAUCCAAGCCGUCGGCAAGGCUUGGGAUGCUGCGGUUCCGCGGGCGGUGGUCCCUCCGUUCGCCGGAACGUGUCGCCGGCGGCCACGAUUGCGGGUGACGUCACGGCGCUCCCCGUUGUCGCGGCAGGCAUGGCCGAAAGCCCUCGAACCGGUGCAGCGGCCAGCGACGUCAAGCCAAGUGCUGAUUGUAGCACGGUCGCAGGUCCGACGACAGCGGAGGGUUCGGGGAUCAACCCCGGUUCGCACGGUUUCAGCGACGUGAAGGCCGCUGGUGCGGGGGGCGUUACCUCCGCAGCUCCGUCCGUUGCUGCGGGGGACGGGGGCGGCGGAGGCGGUGGCUGCAGACGCGGCGCCGGCGGCGGUGAUGGAGCGGGAGCCAUGCUGGACGAUUUGGCUUCCGCUUGCGGCCGGAGGCAGCUCUCGUUUUCGGUCUCUCGCUUUUUUUCGCGAGUUUUGGGCCGAGACGUCGCGGUGGUCCACGGGGUGGGCUCCGUGGACGUGGCUCGAUCGGCCGAGGCUCUUCUGAAUGAUCUCGGCGGUGCCGGUGCCGCCGCCUCUCCGCCAACUUCGUGA
Messenger RNA from Ectocarpus siliculosus, 12852 nucleotides. Lineage: Eukaryota; Phaeophyceae; Ectocarpales; Ectocarpaceae. The record is from the annotation of a GenBank genome assembly.